AUGACUACUCGUGUAUCUUGGCAUCUGUCAGAGUUAAUCAGAAGCCAACCUCAUUAUCUUGCAACCAGGGAUGGUGUUUUCAGGUACGUUACUGAUCAUCUCAUCUAUGAAGUACUCUUAAGAAUUCCCGCUGAGUCUUUAUUAGCAUUCAAGAUUGUCUGCAAGGAUUGGUAUUACAUAAUUAGGGAUCCCAAAUUCAUCAAUCAAUAUCGUGAUUAUCAUGCAACCAAGGAUCAAUCUAUUGGUUUGGUAUCUCUUAUUGCAGACGAUGAUGACAUUGAUCUCUACGAUGUCACCAAUAUUAACAAACUGUGCACAACUGAGAACGCAGUUGGUCAUCUAUUGGAGAGGCCGAAUGAGCAGUAUAUUUUGAAAGCAGAUGAAGCGGAUGAAGAAUACUUAAAAAUUGCAUCAUGCAACGGUUUGAUAUGUUUUCAUUCGGCGUUCCCUGUGAAUAUAUGGAACCCAGUUACAAGGGAAUUGAUGUUUGUUCCACAAUCUGGAAUUGAUCAUCACAAAGAGGUGGCCACCGCAUGUGGAUUCGGAUUCGACUCAUCACGUAAUGUAUAUAAAGUUGUUCAGUUAUACAAACGAUUGGAUGACUCUACAUUGGGUUAUGAGGUUUUAUCCCUAGAUACUGCCAUGCAAUGGAGACGACCAAUCCAACAAAAAAACGUCAUUCACCCAUAUUACUGGGAAUUUGUGGCCGGUCAAGGAGCAAUAUUUGUUGACGGAUCAUUAUAUUGGCAUGCUAAGGUCAAGGAACAGAUAUUGUGUUUUGAUGUAACGACUGAAUGGUUUAAAUUAAUUCAGGUACCUGAUAGCAAACAUCUAGAUAUGAGAUUUAGUAACCGUCUCUUGGUAGGAUUUGAUAGGGGUGUUUGUUAUUUGACGCAUGAUAAUGAAAUGCUGCAUAUAUGGAAGAUGCAAAGGAAUUGCACUGACAAGAAAAAUAUGUGGAUGGAAGAUUUUAGUAUUGAUCUGAGUUAUAUAAGCGUUUCAGAUUCACAUAUCAUUCCAGUAUGCAGACGAAAUAAGAAGAUUUAUCUGAGAUACGGGAAGGGAUUGGCUUGUUACGAUAUGGAAAAUCAAACAUUUGUAGUACCAGUACUCAGGAGAAGAGAAGCUGAUUAUUUUGAGUUUGUUGCCUACACAAAGAGCAUUGUUUGUCUGAAAGAUAUAGUUGGCUCUUCUUUUGUUAAGCCUUUUAAGCCAAUAUAUGUUAAGUCCUUCCCGUAG
Molecule: messenger RNA, 1239 nt
Organism: Papaver somniferum (opium poppy)
Lineage: Eukaryota; Viridiplantae; Streptophyta; Magnoliopsida; Ranunculales; Papaveraceae
Product: putative F-box protein At3g16210
Exons: 1
Coding region: 1-1239 (412 amino acids)
Molecular function (GO): protein binding
Source: RefSeq, a predicted model, not a curated record